UUGCAGGGCGCUAUAAAAGUCACCCUCGUCUCCCUCCCUUGGCACGACUUUGGUCGGCAGGGAUCCGCCAGCCAGCAGCACCGCCGCCUAGGCUCCGGCGAGGUGCAGCGCCGGGAGUAUCCUCUGUGCUUUCACUCGCCAGUAGGAUCUCCGGCGAACUUCCGGUGAGGGGGUCUAUCAAAGCUGUUAUAACUUUUUGUUAAUGGACCAAAGUUUUUCUACUAUUGAAUCACCACGGCGGAAGCCAGGCCUUUUAAGAGAUCAAGUUCAGCUAGUGAAAAGAAAAGACUCUCAUAGAUAUGAAAUUGCUCCAAUUCAAGAUGCACUAUCUUUUGAGAAGGGUUUCUUUGUAGUCAUCCGUGCUUGCCAGUUGUUGGCCCAAAAGAAUGAGGGGAUUAUCAUGGUUGGUGUUGCUGGUCCUUCGGGGGCUGGAAAGACUGUAUUCACUGAGAAAAUUCUGAAUUUCAUGCCAAGUAUUGCUUUGAUAUCCAUGGAUAACUACAAUGACUCAAGUCGAAUAAUUGAUGGAAACUUUGACGAUCCUCGUCUAACAGAUUAUGAUACUUUGCUUGAAAACAUUCAUGGCCUGAAAGAAGGAAAGUCGGUCCAAGUCCCAAUUUAUGAUUUCAAGUCAAGCUGCCGGAUAGGAUAUCGGACUGUGGAAGUUCCGAGCUCUAGGAUUCUAAUAAUCGAAGGAAUCUACGCUUUGAGUGAAAAAUUGAGGCCUGUAUUAGACCUUCGUGUUUCUGUAACAGGAGGUGUACACUUUGACCUCGUGAAGAGGGUCUUAAGGGACAUACAACGUGUUGGACACGAACCAGAAGAAAUAAUCCAUCAAAUAUCAGAAACGGUUUAUCCUAUGUAUAAGGCAUUUAUUGAACCAGACCUACGAACUGCGCAUAUAAAAAUCAUCAACAAAUUCAAUCCAUUCUCAGGUUUCCAGAAUCCAACUUACAUUUUAAAGUCACCAAGGACCGCCUCAGUGGAUCAAAUUAAGGCUGUUAUUUCUGCAGAACACAGGGAAAAUAGUGAGGAAACUUACGAUAUAUAUCUCCUACCACCUGGUGAAGAUCCAGAUGCAUGCCAGUCCUAUUUGAGAAUGCGAAACAGAGAUGGAAAGUACAAUCUCAUGUUUGAGGAAUGGGUUACAGAUAGCCCCUUCAUUAUAUCACCGCGGAUUACUUUUGAAGUUAGCGUGCGGCUUCUCGGAGGGUUGAUGGCUUUGGGCUAUAGUAUUGCUGCUAUUUUAAAAAGAAGCAGCCACGUAUUCUCCGACGACAGAGUGACCGUAAAAAUCGAUUGGUUGGAACAAUUGAAUCGAAGUUAUAUUCAGGUGCAAGGAAGAGACCGAGUAGUUGUUAAAUGUGUUGCUGACCAAUUGGGAUUGGAAGGUUCGUAUAUUCCUCGUACAUACAUAGAGCAAAUUCAGCUUGAGAAACUCGUCAACGACGUGAUGGCUGUUCCGGAUGAUUUGAAGACGAAGCUUAGCAUAGAUGAUGAUUUGGUAUUAAGCCCAAGAGAAGCACUUUCUCGAUCCAUGGGUGAUAGGGCUGCCAUGAAAAGCAAGCAUCUCAGUGGUUUAUCACAGUCAUACUCGACACGAGCUGACAAGCAUCUUGGUAAGCUAACUAAUCUUACUGUCGGUGGCGAAAGAUAUGAUGCCCGUGGCCCUGAUUCACCUGGAGUAAAAGAGGGAGUGAUCAAACAACUCUCAGAACAAAUAUCAACAUUGAAUGAAAGGAUGGAUGAGUUUACGUCGCGGAUCGAGGAGUUGAAUUCUAAGUUUUCAGUGCAGAAAUCAUCAAUGAGCCAACAAAAUCUCUCUCUCCAAGGAGAAGGUUAUGGUGCUGCUGCUCCAAAAAAUUUAUUUGUGUCCAGCUUGGGCAAUGGUUCCUUGAUACCCAAUUCAUCAUCUUCCAAUCAACUUAAUAAAGAGUCUUCACUAAUGGAAGAGAUCAUCGCGAUCGCUCGUUCUCAACGUCAAAUGAUGCAUCAAUUAGACAAUCUCUCGAAUCUUGUUCAGGAAAAGUUGACCAAGCUUAAUAAUGCUCGCGGCCGAUUGACCGAUACUGAUGCUUUUGGAAAUCCAGUAUUUCUAUUGCUUGCAGGAGGAUUAGGGUUUUUUCUGUUGAGGCGUUUAUACAAGUUCUGAGAUGGAUUAGUCUUCUAACACCUUCACUCCCCUCAUAGUAUGCAACAAACAUUUUGCUUACUUCUUCUUCUUCCUCUCUGCCUAUUUAUUUGUUUUAGAUACAGAAAGGAGGUCUUAUUCCUAACCUCCAUUUGAGCUCAUUGAAUAGGCAAUUUUAGUCAUUAAUUGUUCUUGAUUUUUACACAAAAGCCCUAAUGAAAUUUCUGUAUUGUAACAUGCAAUUUAUGUAUUGUAACAUAAAAUUUAUGUAUU
Messenger RNA from Phalaenopsis equestris, 2404 nucleotides. RefSeq names its product uridine-cytidine kinase C-like. Gene Ontology annotation, molecular function: kinase activity; ATP binding. Lineage: Eukaryota; Viridiplantae; Streptophyta; Magnoliopsida; Asparagales; Orchidaceae. The transcript is spliced from 12 exons. The record is from RefSeq and is a predicted model, not a curated record. The coding region runs from base 203 to 2152 and encodes 649 amino acids. Gene Ontology annotation, cellular component: cytoplasm.